This is a messenger RNA of Solea senegalensis (Senegalese sole), 2282 nucleotides long. It is a transcript of the gene plrg1, whose product is annotated as pleiotropic regulator 1. NCBI's taxonomy places the organism in Eukaryota, Metazoa, Chordata, Actinopteri, Pleuronectiformes, Soleidae. Gene Ontology annotation, biological process: mRNA splicing, via spliceosome. The record is from RefSeq and is a predicted model, not a curated record. Gene Ontology annotation, molecular function: protein binding. Gene Ontology annotation, cellular component: Prp19 complex; precatalytic spliceosome; catalytic step 2 spliceosome. The transcript is spliced from 14 exons. The coding region runs from base 149 to 1690 and encodes 513 amino acids.
ACUUCCGGGGUAUUCAGUAGUCGCGUUGUGGCGAUGGCGGUCAUGUUUUCACGUUUGUGAGACAAUUACGAGUGUGAGUGAGCGACAUUGACUGGGAUUAAUACUUUACUUGAGCUGCUGCGUUUUGUCAGGAGAUUUAUCACCAAAGAUGGCUGAGGAUGUCCAGAAGCACUCAGUCCACACACUGGUCUUCAGAUCUCUCAAAAGAACUCACGAUAUGUUUGUGUCCGACCAAGCGAAACCCAUCUCACAGGAUGAUGAGAGCCACAAACUGAAGAUGGCCGUGAAACUCAAGUCAGACUACGUGGCAGUUUUACACAUGCCUGUCCUGAAGGAAGGAAAAGACAGAGUCCCACAUCUUCCUGGCAGCAUGCACGGCCACCAGAGCUAUGCACAGCCAGAUGACCCAGAAUACCUGAUCACUGGCACACAUGCGUACCCCUCUGCACCUGGAGUGGCCCUGACUGCAGACACGGCGAUGCACAGGAACCCCAGCGAGGGAGGAAUCCAUUCUAUGGCAUUGGCUUUGUUGCCCUCACAAGCCAGGCUGGACGCAAGCCGCACAGCAGCCAGUGUUGGUGAUAUUCAUCGACACGCUGGAGCAGCAGAGAGAUCUCACCUUCACUCAACUGCCGUGUCGAUUCUGGAAGGAGGCGGUACGAGAAAUUCUGCGCUCAUAAGGAAAGCACCAACAAUGCCUAAACCCCAGUGGCAUCCACCAUGGAAGCUGUCUCGGGUCAUCAGUGGUCACCUUGGCUGGGUGAGAUCCAUCGCUGUAGAACCUGGGAAUCAGUGGUUUGUCACAGGCUCGGCUGAUAGAACCAUAAAGAUUUGGGACCUGUCCUCUGGAAAGCUGAAGCUCUCUCUGACUGGACACAUUAGCACAGUGCGAGGUGUGGCCGUCAGCACCCGCAGUCCGUACCUGUUCUCCUGUGGUGAAGACAAGCAAGUCAAAUGUUGGGAUCUGGAGUACAACAAAGUCAUCAGGCACUACCACGGUCACCUGAGUGCUGUGUAUGACUUGGAUCUACAUCCGACCAUUGAUGUGCUGAUGACGUGCAGUCGGGAUGCCACAGCACGGGUGUGGGACAUCAGGACGAAGGCUAACGUGCACACACUAACUGGCCACACCAACACUGUGGCCACAGUGAGAUGCCAAGAAGCAGAGCCACAGGUCAUCACUGGCAGCCACGAUUCAACAAUCAGAAUGUGGGAUUUGAUUGCUGGAAAGACCAGAACAACCCUAACCAAUCACAAGAAGUCUGUCCGAACUCUGGUGCUGCACCCCAAGCUAUACACAUUUGCAUCAGGUUCUGCUGACAACAUCAAGCAGUGGAAGUUCCCCGAUGGCAACUUCAUUCAGAACCUGUCUGGCCACAACGCCAUCAUCAACACGCUGGCUGUUAACUCGGACGGCGUUUUGGUGUCAGGAGCCGACAAUGGAACCAUCCACAUGUGGGACUGGAGGACGGGCUACAACUUCCAGAGGAUCCACGCCGCUGUGCAGCCAGGAUCUCUGGACAGCGAGUCGGGCAUCUUUGCCUGCUUGUUUGAUAAAACCGAGAGCAGAUUGAUCACCGCCGAGGCCGACAAGACCAUAAAAGUGUACAAAGAGGACGACACAGCUGUGAGUUUUAUGAUCAAAUUCAAACUCAGUCUGCAGUUUAGUGUUACUUCCCUCAUAUUCUGACAAAUGUGUUAUUUUUCUUGCAGACGGAAGAAAGUCAUCCAGUCAACUGGAAACCAGAAAUCCUCAAGAGAAAAAGAUUCUAAUAUUUUGUGUUGUUUUUUUUUAUUUCACAGUAGCAAUUGUAAAUUUUAUUUCUACCAAACCUCCAUCACAUUUUGCUUAGUAGUGCUUUGUCAUGCAGCAGAUUUCUUCCUCAACAAAUGUGUCUUUGACAGAAGCAACCACAUCAAAAAUAUACACAAGGUUUGACUGCUUCAUUCCAAAAACCACUUGCAGUCUCCGUUGUAGGACGUCAGUCCAGUGAAGCGGCCAUUUUGAACUGCCAGGAACUUCCCUGUGCGCUUGUUCUUGAUGACGACGGCUCUCUUAUGGCUCUGGUCCGUCUGGUCCACCAGAAGUAGCCACUCUUCGGAGACAGAGGGACUGGCCUCAGAGUGGAUCUGGUUUCUGUUUGAGUCAAACCCUGCAGAUGGAAAGACAUCUUUUUUUUUGUACUCAAAAGAGCUUUAAAAAAAACAUGGCAUUGUCCCUUUUUUCUGGAUAGCAAUGUGAUGUUUAUUUUGCUCCAUUUAAUAAAGACAGUUAUUGUUUA